GCGAGAGGGGCCGGACCGCUCCCGCUCCCCCUCGUAGAGCAGGUGGAGGGUUCCACGGGGCCGGACGGGUUUUUAUUCCGUCCCUGGUUGUGUCUGAAGGCGAGCAACUCCACCUCUGCCGGUGUUGGAGGCGCUGGUGCACGGCUCUCCGCUGGGGGCUCGGGGCUCCCCUCGCCAUGGCUUUCACCUUCGCUGCUUUCUGCUACAUGCUGUCGCUCGUGCUUUGCGCCGCGCUCAUCUUCUUCGCCAUCUGGCAUAUAAUUGCCUUUGAUGAGCUACGGACGGACUUCAAAAGCCCAAUAGAUCAGUGCAACCCAGCCCACGCAAGAGAGCGGCUGAGGAAUAUUGAACGUAUUUGCUUCCUCCUGCGAAAGGAACCAAAUCCUGUAUUUGCUGAAGUGCUGGAGUCUCCAUUGGUUUCAGAGGACUGCAAGCUGGUGUUGCCGGAGUACUCCAUCCAUAGCCUUUUCUGCAUAAUGUUUUUGUGUGCUCAGGAAUGGCUCACACUGGGCUUAAAUGUUCCUCUGCUUUUUUAUCACUUCUGGAGGUAUUUUCGUUGCCCAGCAGAUAGUUCAGAACUCGCUUACGAUCCACCUGCAGUCAUGAAUGCUGAUACCUUGAGUUACUGUCAAAAAGAGGCCUGGUGUAAGCUAGCUUUCUAUCUCCUUUCUUUCUUCUACUAUCUUUACUGCAUGAUCUACACUUUGGUGAGCUCUUAACUAAAAGAUCAUCAUUAAAGACUGAAAACAACAAAAGCUGUGGAGGUGCAAGGAGUGAGCCAAGUGAUGCAUGAUUCAAAGAUAAAUAAGUAAAUGAAAAUUAAAGAGAGGAAAACUUUGAACCCAAGAAGUAAAUAGAGUAUAUGACAGAGACACCAAGCAGAAGCAGAGUACCAUGAAGAGUGGCUGAGUUAACUGUGUUUCUCCUGUCUCUGUGUAUUACAGCAAAUGACUUUCAAAACCCAAGGGAAACAAAAAAAUGCAACCAAAUAGACUGAGUUACAGAACUGUUUUCCUCUUCAAGGAUAAUGCUGCUCAGCUAAAUGGAUUCAUCAUAAACCGUAGUCCCUACUGUCUUCCAAGGAGCAAAGUUUCUUUUUUCUUUUUUAAUGAUUGUUCUGUUCUGUGGAAGCAGAGGACAAGAUCAUCAUAAACAGCAGGAACACUUACACAAUACGUCAUGAAAAUGAGCACUAAACUGGGGUUCAGACAAGAUGUGUGACUGUUCUGCAGGGGUGUUUGUGUGACACUUAUCAAACAGGGUGUUGGAUCUUGGGGAAUUGCUUUCUGUGGCUUUUUUUACCCACUCCUCUUUAACAAUAACAAGAAAAUUAUUUAGAAAUUGCAGUGCUCCGUUUUUUUAACGACAUGUUAUUACUGUAGACAAACAUGUGGUAUGUUUCUGUACUUCACUUGUGGUGCAUCAAUAACAUAGUGAUAGUAUAAAUACGUUGGAAUUGGCCUAACUAUAUCAAGCACAUACCAGAAUAGUGUUCCUCUGACUGCAAAAAAGACUGGUAAGAAUUACAUAAGUGAAGAGGAUUGUAAUAUAGAUAUUGUAUUUGUUAGAAUUCCGGAGAAUGAAAUACCAGACCAGAUUGUGGUCUGAAAUUCUAUUGUGCCAUUUCAUUUCUGCUGUCAAAUUUAUGCUGGAAGUCACAAAAUGUUUUUGUUCUGUAUGAGGUGGGUAUUUAAGUUGUUCAGUUCUUUUUAUAACUUAAAAGGAUUUUUAUUAUUUUAUCGUACAACUAAUAUUUAAUUUUAUACAUAUGAGCUGUAAAUCUUCAUAUAUAUGUAUAUACAAAUACACAUCUAUGUAAGCACUCAAAGUCUAUUCAUAUUUUAUGUUAAUCUGUUUGAUUUACCAGGUCAAAAGCAUCAUCUGUUCAGAACUGCUGCUAAAUAUGUUUCAGCACUGAAACUAGUGAACCAGGGCUGACUCCAGAAUCACUAAGGUAUUUCAAGGCAAUCACUGGUGCCCUGGGCAGCAGGAAGCUUCUAAGACUAGUACCAGCACACACAGGGAUCGGGUCCUGCACUGUGAAUGAGCUAAUAAGACAUGCUUUUGGCACAGAUGCUGAGGAGAGCAGGGCAGAGAGUUCUGUAUGGAAACAGCUUGUGAACAAUUGGUCUCGUUAAGUUUGGCCCAGUGUAGACCCUGCCAAAUUUGGUGUGUCUGUUGAGAGCCAACAGAUUGUUCCUGAGGACUUUGGGCACAAGACUUCAGAAAGAAAGGUCCAGUGGCACGUUCAGCACUGCUCUUGUGCUAAUAAACCCUAUUUUAGAGCAUGCUGGAGAAGCAGUGGCUGCGUGCAGUAAUCUAAUGUCUGGCAAAACAAAAACUGAGCUGGAGUUAAUGUGUUGUGUACAGUGCCAAGGCUUUUUCUGGUUUGAUCAGCCUACACUGACAAAAUUAAAUCCUCUUAGCCUGCAAAACACUUUUUGGUGCAUGCUAACUGACUGCUUUUAGCCUGUGUCAAGAUCGUGGCAUGGAGGAGUGCUAACUGGCUUCUGUAAAAGGUAUACCAAGGUCAUUCUAACAGUAUUUAAAUGAUGAAGUUCUGCUUAGCAUUGACAUUCUACAACUUACCAGUACAGACGUAACUGAUAGUCUUGCAUUGUGCAGUUUUAAUUUUUACAGCCUAGCAUUUCCAUUUCUAGAAGCAGACAACAGAGCUGCCAUAUCAGGUUACUUGGGAAACUAAUUUCUGCCUGAUGGUUCAUAAGUUUGGAUUGCACAUGUUACAGAAGUGACUGAACUGCUCUUCAAAUCACAUUUGCAGACAGAAUGGAUGUAUUUCCUUGAAGUGUGCUUGAGCUAAGGAAAGCUGAGUGGUUACAGAGCUAACUCUGUAUAGCUCUGUAUGGUAUAAUUAAUGCAUAAUCCAUAAAAAGCUGAAGAUUGCCUGUUACUGGAUUUCUUCUAUACAUACUAGCUGAAAACAUCUCAUUCUACAGUAGUAUGGAAGCUAGCUCCACAGGAGAAAAUCAGCAUUGCUACCUCAUAAAACUCAACACUGAGGAGGUGACUGACACAUCUUCCAGGGUGCAUCAGAGGUUAAAAAAAACGAAAUUCGGAUUUCCAACAUUCCAGAAAAGUGCUUUGAAGUCAGUUUUGUGAAACAUCCUGGAAUGUUUUUGUGAGGCUGAAUGGA
Messenger RNA from Tympanuchus pallidicinctus (lesser prairie-chicken), 3154 nucleotides. RefSeq names its product cornichon family AMPA receptor auxiliary protein 3 (gene CNIH3). NCBI's taxonomy places the organism in Eukaryota, Metazoa, Chordata, Aves, Galliformes, Phasianidae. The record is from RefSeq and is a predicted model, not a curated record. Gene Ontology annotation, cellular component: dendrite; synapse. Gene Ontology annotation, biological process: regulation of AMPA receptor activity; vesicle-mediated transport.